Messenger RNA from Terrapene triunguis (Three-toed box turtle), 4299 nucleotides. It is a transcript of the gene IFT54, whose product is annotated as TRAF3 interacting protein 1. Bases 42 to 2087 code for a protein of 681 amino acids. The transcript is spliced from 16 exons. The record is from RefSeq and is a predicted model, not a curated record. Gene Ontology annotation, molecular function: microtubule binding. Gene Ontology annotation, biological process: intraciliary transport; regulation of microtubule cytoskeleton organization; cilium assembly. NCBI's taxonomy places the organism in Eukaryota, Metazoa, Chordata, Testudines, Emydidae. Gene Ontology annotation, cellular component: ciliary basal body; intraciliary transport particle B; axoneme.
GGGGUCGGAGCCCGAGCCGGCCCGGCCGGUGCUGAGGGGCCAUGAACGGGGCCGUGGUGCGGCGCACGCAGGAGUCGCUGGGGCGGGUGAUCCGCAAACCGCCCCUCACCGACCGGCUGCUCAGCAAGCCCCCCUUCCGCUACCUGCACGACGUGAUCGGCGAGGUAAUUAGAGUGACUGGUUUUAUGAAUGGGCUUUACACAGAUUUUGAGAUGAAAUCUGAUAAUGUUAAGGAUAAAGAUGCCAAAAUCAGCUUUCUCCAGAAGGCUAUUGAUGUUGUCAUAAUGGUAACAGGGGAGCCAUUGUCAGUGAAGCCGGCACGUAUUGUAGCUGGACAUGAACCUGAAAGAACCAAUGAGUUUCUCCAAGCAAUUGGAAAAUGCUGUCUCAAUAAGUUGUCCAGUGAUGAUGCUGUGAAGAAGGUGCUUGCUGGGGAGAAAGCUGAUAUGAAAGGAAAGCCUCCAUCUACUUCUAAAUCUCAAGAUAAAGAAAACAGAGAAUCCAGGGCAGAAGAACAAAAAAGCCAUAAGGAUAAAGAGGGUAGAGGGGACAAUGAAAUAAAAGAUAGAAGUACAAGCCGGGACAGAAAACCUAGAGAAGAGUUGAAAGAAGAAGAAAAGAAACAAAAAGAAAAGGAGAGAGACAAGCAUAAAGAUAAUGAGGACAGGCACAAAGACCUUGAAGCGGACAAUUUUAGAGAAGGUGAAAAGCAUGAAAGAGAGAAAAGCAAGAACAGAACCUCCAAACAAGGAAGAGAAACAGAAAAAAGUAGAGACAAAGAAAAAGGAGAUGUGGAACAAGAAAAAGAUCUGGAACAUGAUAAAGGACGGGAGAAGGAAAGAAAAAAUGAAGGAGGAAAAGAAAAGGAAAAAUUGAAAGAAAGGGACAAAGAGAAGGGCAGGGACAAAGACCGUGAGAAAGACAGAGAUAGGGGAAAAGAGAGAGAGAGGGACAGACGAAGGGAACGAGGCAAAGAUGGGGAACACUUGAAAGAACGAGGAACGGAUAAAAAGUCCACAGGAUCUGAGGAUACUUUAGCUAAGAAAACAGAGAGAUCUUCUAAAGACACCAAGACUGAGCCAGAUAAAGAGAGUGGAAGUCCUGCAAGAAUACCAAGGCAGUCUUCAACAAAGGGACCCAGGCAACGAGUCAAACCUGGAGCAGAAGGUGUACUGGAAACGAAUAGUCCUGCAGAUAACGUUUCAGAUGAAAAAGCAGCUAGCAUAUUACAUGCAAAAGCUGAACCUAGACCUGCAAUAAAACACCAAGGAGAAUCUGCCAGUGAUGCAGAAGGAGAAGCUGGAAACCGUGCCUCUGAGAAGACAAUGGUGUCCGAGAAUGGCGACGUAUCUAAUGAUCUUCCACCUCACGUCACCCAAAGAAGACCACCACGUCCCAAUAGUGCAAGGCCAGCUCCCCCCCGGAUAAAACGACAAGAAAGUGCAGAGGUUUUACUUCCAGAGAGGAAUGGCAGUGGUAAACCCGUCUCAAAUGUGAUCAUAGACAAACAGAAUUCUGAUGAUGAAGAUGAUCAGUUUGUAGUGGAGGCAGCACCACAGCUACCUGAAAUGCCAGAAAUGGAAACGGAGCCAAUAGUGGAGCUGGAUGGUGAUGAGAAGCAUGGUGGUCUUGUAAAAAGAAUCUUGGAAACAAAGAGAGAUUAUGAGACAUCGCAACAGUCAAAGUCUACAGAGAAGGAGAAGCCGCUUUUGUCAGAAGCAGCCAGGAGAAAGGAGAAGGACCUAGUAUCAAAAGAAAUAGAGAAGUUUCGUGCAUCUAUUCAGACACUGUGUCGGAGUGCACUUCCUCUUGGGAAAAUCAUGGACUACAUUCAGGAGGACAUGGACUCCAUGAAGAACGAACUGCAAAUGUGGCAGCAUGAGAACAAGCAGCAUGCAGAGGCUCUCCAGAAGGAGCAGAGCAUCACAGACAGCGCUGUGGAGCCCUUAAAAGCAGAGCUGGCUGAGUUGGAACAGUUGAUUAAAGACCAGCAAGACAAGAUUUGUACUGUAAAGGCUAAUAUUUUAAAGAAGGAAGAAAAAAUCCGGAAGAUGGUUCUCAACAUUAACUUAUCUACGAGAAGGUGAAAAGAAGGAUGAACUUAUAUUCUUACCAAAUAAAGACAGAAAAGGGAAAAGAAUGAAGAGAAACUGUACAAAUAAAGCGCCUAAGAACAAUGGCCUAUAAAAUUUCAUAUUAGUUUAUACACAUUACAUUCAAUUUACUUGUGAGGUUGGUAUUAUCCAUGUCAAAUUACAUGAAUUCAGAUAUCUUCUAGAGCUUUUAAAGUAUCUCUUUUAAGUGUCUUUAGACAUAGGCUGCUAUGAUACAGUUAUUUGCUAUUUAUAACCCACUUGCCCUCCCUGACCCCUUUUUAUAACUAUCUUCUGCUCAAGCUUGCCCCUUUUUUCCUACUGUGUACCCAUUUUGGUUACUUUUGGGCAAAAACGGGCUACCAUGAUGUCAUGAAAAAUGGUAUUUAGUACCUUUUUUGCAGAAAGUUCUGAAAUCCCUACAGAUCAGAAUGGUCUGCAAUACUUUCAAUGAUUUACAAGUCCUGAAAAGAAAUCUGUAAAUGCUUUUACAGCUCCAGAAAUAAAAUAUUGUUUAUCAGAUGGCUCCUUAUAUCGUCACAAGGGUGAUGUCAUAUUUCCAUAGCUCUCAAGGAAUUUUAUUAGGGGGCCUAUAAAAUUUAGUACAAGUAUCACCAUGGAAGGGAUCUAAAGUAUUUUAUAUGCACAGGUGUUAAUUCCAUUUUUAUUGCAUACAUUCAUUUGGAAAGGAUUCAUUAAAGUACCCAUUUCCUCCCAAAUGCAUGUUCAUGUACGUUUUUUGUACAUGAAUAAUUCCAAUGAUUUUAGUUAACUGUCGACGUGUUUUCCUGCUGACCUCUCCAGCAUACUGUGUGUAAGGGCCCAGCAUUGCAUGUUCAUGAAUUUGAAAAGCAUAUUCAAAUGUGGCACAAAUUAGAGCCCUGCAACCCGGUCGGGACCCAACUACAAGUGUCGGGUCCAGGUCAGGCGGGAAAACAACCGGACCCUCCUGGGGUCAGGUCUGCUCUCCUCCACUGCUCCUGGGUGCGGUGUUGGCUACAUGCCACCACCUUAAUGCAGUCCAGUGUGAGUGUGCCUGCCAAGGAGUGGCAGGACCUCUCGCUACACCGCAGCAGAGGCGGCGGAUGGCGAGAGCAGGGCAUGCAGCUGAUGGGGAAGGGGUGGAAUGGGGUCAGGUUGGAAAACAAAUCAACCCUCAUGGGUUCUGCUUCGGGCCUAAAAAUUAGGCCUGAUCAGACCUCUAGCACAAGUACAUUGAGCCAAACUUAAUGUGAAAUGCAGAGAAUUCUAGCUUCCUCCAAAGUUUAGACCAUUCUUUCAAGGUUUUAUAAUGUACAAGUACCUCCUCUGUUCCAUUUUUUUAUUGCGUGUAAACUAGAAAACAUUUGUCUGUUAGCAAAUCUGCACUUUGUGGCGUCUUGACCUUUUCAGACACGUUUCUCAAAGGCUACAAAAUGUGACAUUUUAGAUGCUCUUUAUAGGAGAGAGGAAUGGAUGAAUCUCCAUUUUCAACCUUGGUAUGUCACUGUUGAUAGGAAUUUUAAAGAAGCAUUGGGGACUUAAAACUGGUUCAGUACAUCAUUUCAGUUAGCUCUAGACUAGACUGUAACUGAAUUGAUCAAUCUAAAUUGUCUGUAGAACAAGGUUUAUACCAUGUGAGCAUGCACUUGCUGGCUUUAAAUGAUUGAUUCUUUACUCAUUUUUUCUAGAUAGGUUCCUCACUAAUGAGAGUUUUGGGGUGAUGUCUUAGCACAGUUCAGUUUUCUGAGCAGAAUAUUCAUUCUUUAAGGAAUAUUACAAAUAUCACUUCAAAUGUGUAUAAGCAAAAUAAUCCCUUUGAGUAGGAUGCCAUGUUGCUUUCCCUGAAAAGGCUCUAUGAAAAAACUACCAAGACCUCUGAUACAUUGGAGUUAAGGCCUUUCUUUGUAAUCGGUCAAAAAUGUUAAGCUAAAAGAUUAGAUACAAGUCUUUGUUUAUGCUAGAACUAAGCCACCUGUGUUGAUUGGCACUUGGAAGUUAGUCUUAAUUAUACACUCUCAACAGGAUACACCAUCAGAAGUUCUGUUGAUCUUCAGGGUCGUAUGUAAGCCUUGCAUAAAUCUGUAAAUCCGACUAGGACUGUUUGUGAACAAAUAUACUAUGUGUGAGCAAAAAUUUGUACAAAGUAGAAUAUCAAAUUGUAUCAUAAAAUUAUUUUUCUUUUUAUAUAAAAAUCAUUAAAAAUGAUCACCUAUUUUUUUAUGAA